GGUAACACAAACAUCGUACACGCGAGCCGGGUGUAACGUUCAGUUGCGUCGUUGCACAAAGCAUUAGUAGUGGUUCUGCCGUGCUAGCUAGACUUACCAACAAAAGAAAACAUCAUUCACAACCAUUUUGUACGGGAUGACGGGAAUAUUUGCACAACUUUCACCCGGUUUGGAACCAGGUCUGGCUGGCAAGCCAUCUUCCUCCGACACCCAUGUACUGGACGUACCGGUAAUCGGCUCGACGGUACCGACCACCAGCCCACCGGAACGCUCCAACUGUUUGCGUGCGGCCUGUACCGGGCUGUGUAAUAUGAACCGUGGUGCCAUCCGGAACCGCAUGCGACUGGUGCAACUGCUACUGUCGAUCGGUGCGUUGGCUUUCAUACGUCCCCAGUACAACGAUGGAUUCCAGUGGAUCACCCUGUUUGUGCUUUGUCAUUCGUUCGUGAUUUCGUUCGUGCUGUUCUGGGACCGGCGCUGCUGUGGAACGAUUGUCCGUAGUUUGCUGCCCCUGGUUAACUGGCGCCGGCUGGAACUGCAAUAUACCGCCGGUGUUACGCUCCUACUGUACGUGCUCUCGUACGGACUCAUGUUCGCCCACAAGGGAUACGGUGGGUAUGAAACGUGCAACUGGAUAUCCAGCAUUCUGUCACUGUUGACCGCGCUUAUGUACGCCGGAGAAACCUUCGUACAGCUACGGGACAUCUACGAUGGCCGUUCGAUCAACGUACAAUAGUUCCGGGUAACUACGCCAUCAAUCACCGCGCUUGUGCUCUGGUGUAGAAAAAAGAAGAUGACCGAAAGAGCGCCAUUACACACGCACACAGCAGCGCCAGUGUUGUAAUGCUUUGUUUCGUGUAACUUUGAUGCAAGCUUUCAUUAGCUUUGCAUCGUUACCGCCAUCUGGCGGUAAACUAUAUGUACUAUUCGACAUUUCGUAUGCACACGCGUGCUUAAAUACAAUAAAUAUUCUAUUCGUUGUUUGGGUUUAAAA
This is a messenger RNA of Anopheles funestus (African malaria mosquito), 994 nucleotides long. RefSeq lists its product as uncharacterized. Lineage: Eukaryota; Metazoa; Arthropoda; Insecta; Diptera; Culicidae. The coding region runs from base 137 to 736 and encodes 199 amino acids. The record is from RefSeq and is a predicted model, not a curated record. The transcript is spliced from 2 exons.